GGCGAACCUUUUUUCUUUUCUUCAUUUUUGCUCUCUUCUUCUCCUUCCACUGGCAGCAGCCAACCCCUUGCUCUAAAUCCUCUCUCCAUUACUUAGUCCCCGGUACCGUCACCCUUGUUGGCCUAAGCCUUUCCGGCAGCGGCUCCCUCUUUCUUUCCCUUUACUCUUUUCUUCUCCUCCCUUUCCUUCUGCUGCCAGUUUUCUCCCUCUCCAAAAAAGCCUAGCCACCGUUCUCCUCCUGCAAUUUGGGUUUUCUUUUAUAAGUCCUGCCACAAAUUUAAAACCCUGGACACCCUUGAAGAGCAUUCUUCAUUGUUUUUGUUUGACUCACUCAGUGAUAAUUUGUUUUUUCUGAUCACACUGUAAGCUGCCACGUGAUAAAAUAAAAAAGUGAAACGUGGCAAAUCGAGGAAGCCACUUUUACUUAUGUUGUAGAUAAUCCCUUAGCUCUGGUCCUCCGUCUGAUCAAAUCCAUUUCGUUUCUUGACUCAGUGAGUCAAAUUGCCAUUCCUCGACUUUUUAAUUUAGAAUUAAAAAUAAUGUUUUGAAUUUACGACUCCCUGGACUCUAGCUAUUGCCUAUCUUAAUUUCUUUCCUUAUUAAAGAAAGUGGGAAACAAAGUCCCGGGAGAUUCAAGUAUUUUCCUUUCAUUUGAUGCAUGCUAAAAUGGCAUAAAAGUAUUUUCGUUUUGAUUCAGUUGGAUACAAGUUUGAAAUGGAUGAGUUGUUGCAGAACCAUUUGUUUGCAACUCAUGCAAUUGCCGCUUCAGGUUCUGUGGUAUUCGCCACUGCCCUUACUUACCCUCUUGACACAAUCAAAUCACUUAUUCAGGUUGGUUCAAGUUCCAGUAAGCAAUUGACUGCCUCUCAGGUUAUAAAUCGAGUUCGAGCUUUGUCAGGAAUUUCAGGUUUGUAUACUGGCUUUGAGUGGUUGGCCUGGGGGAAAACUUUUGGUUUGGGAGCUCGCUUUGGAAUGUAUGAAGUUUUGACAGCCUUCUAUAAAGAUGGUCGAGAAGACAAUUAUGUGUACAUCUCCGAGGCCCUGAUGGCAGGGAUGGCAGCUGGUGCUGUGGAGUCACUGACAAGCUCCCCUUUUGAACUUAUUAAACUUCGUGCACAAGUGACCUCUGCUUCUCACUUUUCAAGAUCGACUCUAGUAACAGAAAAUAAAGCUGUUGUGCCAGCAAUUGCCCGAUUACUGUGUGGAUAUACUCUAGACAUGAGGACAUUGAACCAUUCGGUAGGAAUGUUGUCCAUUUUAAACAGCAAACAUCCUAAUAUGGUCAGUGCCAUACAAGAGUACCCUUGGAUGAUGACUGGGUCUGGGAGGCCACCACCAGUUUAUGAUGUUCGGAGGCCAUCCCAAAUCAUUUCUUUGGAAGGAUGGGGUGCAUUAUGGAGAGGCCUUCGUUCUGGAGUUGCUCGAGACUCUAUAUUUGGUGGCAUAUUCUUCUCUACUUGGCAAUUUUUGCACCGAGCAAUGCUAGACUGGAAGGCAGUUGGGAUGGAUCCCCCACCCAGGUAUGAUGAAGAUAUUGGUCCACUCUCCCCUUUAGCUGUUAGUCUUGCAGCAGGGUUUUCAGGAUCAGUUGCUGCUGCUGUAUCUCACAGUUUUGACACUGCCAAAAGUCGAUCACAAUGUGUAGUGUUGCCCAAGUUCAUUUCAAUGGAGAGAAAGCUUCUCAAGUGGAAAAUACCAGGGAAAAGAUUUGAGAGAAUUACAGGGAUUCACCCUGCUGACAGAACUCUUUUAUAUCGUGGUAUUUGGCCGCGGAUGGCUCGUAGUGGGAUAGCAUCAUUCGUGUUAGUGGGAAGUUAUUAUUUGUCCAUUAAUUAUCUUGUUUCAAGUAAUUGA
Molecule: messenger RNA, 1854 nt
Organism: Theobroma cacao (cacao)
Lineage: Eukaryota; Viridiplantae; Streptophyta; Magnoliopsida; Malvales; Malvaceae
Product: mitochondrial arginine transporter BAC2-like
Source: RefSeq, a predicted model, not a curated record